GUCAAUGACUGAUGAAAAUGUCAAAAUCCCAGAUUUUUCCGACUUGUGUGAUUCGGUUGUGUUUUUCUAAUUAAAUUAAUUUAUAAUUCCCCAUCAUUUAAUUAAUUUAUUCUAGUCAUGUAACAGAAACCACAAAAACGUUGUGUCCUAGUAGUUGUAGUAGUAGAAUAAAGUGAAAUAAAAUGGUUUCUAUUAUAAAAAACCAACUGUUGAAACACCUCUCUAGGUUUACAAAAAAUUUAUCGGCUGACAAAAUCAACCUGAGUACGUUUAAAGGAGAAGGCGAGCUUUCCAACUUGGAACUGAAUGAAAUUGUUUUGACUGACUUGCUGGAACUGCCUUCUUGGUUGCGUUUGACGAAAGCGUGGUGCAAUAAAGUGUCGUUUAGAAUACCGUGGACGAAAUUAAAGAGUGUUCCUAUUCAUUUGAGUUUGGAUGAAGUUAACAUAACUGUGGAAACAUGUGAGGAAUUACGAUCAAUGUCCGCACAAGGGGGCCUAUCGUCGUACGCCAUACCAGGAAAGUACAGUUUUAUUCAUAAAGUCAUUGAUGGCAUUACUGUCACAGUCAAUACGGUCAACAUACUAUUCAACAGUCCAGCUUUCACAGCUAGUGUCCAGCUGUCGCGCAUAGUAGUUGAAUCAAAAACCCCAAAGUGGGGCAAAUCUGACUUACGAAUGACAAGACUUAAAGACGCGGAAAAAGGACAACUAUUGAUUUUUAAAGAGCUUGAAUGGCAGACUGUGAGAAUUGAGGCCAAAUCAACCAUUGACAAAAACCUAACGCCUUUGCGUCUGCUAACAAACCAGGCCAGAUGCCGCAUUGUAAUCAAAAAGAGACUAUCAGACUGUUUCAUAAUGGGGUCCCGCUUGGUUAUAAUCCUGGAUGAUCUCCUCUGGGUCCUCACUGACUCCCAACUCAAAGCAGCCUUACAUUUUCUUGAUUCUUUAGCUGGUCUUGUCCAGAAAGCCACCCAAAUCACUAGGAAGGCGAAAGCGGCGAGAAAACUUGAAGAAUUUCCGGAAUACCAAGCCCAACAAGCUCAGGAAGCGAGAUCAAAAAGCGGAACGGCGAAUAAGCCUAGCAUUUUCACGUUCUAUGAUGUGGUUGAGACUUCUUAUCAUUUUCUUUCAAAUCAAAUUGUGCUGCACUUGUGUGAUGAUCCAGGGACUGGGAGAUCCACCCAUCCUAAUCUUAAAGAUGGAGGGGCUUUACAGAUUGCAGUUAGGAGGUUCCAGAUUGAUUUUUAUCCUUAUCAUUUAGCCAAAGGGAAUAGGAAACAUUGGCCAAAGUAUAAUGACGUGGCGGUGCCACAUACCAUGUGGCAAGAACAGGCGUUAAUGAGUUUCAGAACCAAGUUCUUUGAUUUGAUUGACCGCAGCAAGAUUCAACACACACCAUUGUCAAGGUCGUCCAAAGUUUUUAAUUAUGGUGAUGAUAGUCCUCAAGUUGUAGCUUAUAAAGCGGGGAAAAGCCCCAAUCUCAAGAGACAAGAGGGUGGUGAGGGAAUAUAUCCUGAGAUGGGCCACUAUGUUUAUUCAAAGGACAAUAUUUUUGACCAAAAGCAGGCCCAGCCAGGGUUGUCCCCACGAACAACCCCCAGCCAGUCUCCAAAUCUCGACCAGAAGAAACCAGUGAGUCCUAAUCAAAAAGAAGUGAAACGGCGAAUUGAAAUGCAGUUGAAUAAAUUAAUGACGACUUGCGUUAUCAUGAGAAUUGAAGACUUCACUCUGUAUAAAGUUACCACGUCCGGGAAAAAACAAGCCCUUAAAGAGUUUGUGGCCGCUCAGCAUAAAAGGAAAGAUAAGAAUGCGGCUGCAGGCGAUCGUGACCACAUGUCGUUACCAAAAGACGCAAGUAUUGUCCAUGCAGAGUUCAUAUAUUAUUACUAUCCAAGCGACGUGCCAUUUCCUUUGCCACCUCCAAAAUUCUACGUUCACUUAAAUCCCGUCCAAAUAGUCUUUGAUGUGGAUAGUUGCUUAUGGCUCAACUCCUUCGGUUUAAACCUAUACCAGUCACUAAUGGCUUCAAAACAAGAAACGUCUCCAUCGAACUACACUUACAUUGACGUAAAAGUCGAGGCAAUACUCCCGAGAAUAAGUUUCGAAAGCGCCAUCGACUACCCCAACCAAAGAGACCGGCCAAAAUCCCUAAGUUUCCAAGUAACACGUAUCACCAUAACAAACGUACGAAGUCUUGAACAAUCCUCAAGAGCCGAUUUAGCAAAGUGCGUCGACUCAUUCCACAUGGGUUCUUUAUUUUUCGGAUCGGAGUUUCCCUCUCGGGGUACCGAUUUUUAUGUAGUUACUCAAAAAUUCCUAGACCAUAUCUCAACAAGUGAUAAUAUACGAACUGUGCCUAAUGAGCUCAACGUUUCGUCUUUGGAAGCAUUGGUGGAACAGUUGAGCAGAGAGUUAUUAUGGACUGAAGCCAAGGAUGUGUGGUGUAUUAGCUUAGAUCCCGUUUGGGGCGACUUUUUAGGGGCUCGAGCUGUGGGUACAGGGAAACCGGUGCCGUUUUUGGAUGCAGUACCGGUGACGGUUUGGGUGCACACCCAAAUGGACCCGAAUUCGACCAUCAAGGAUACCACGAACGCUGAUAUUCAUGCUUUAGCGCACAUUUCUAACCUUGUGAGUGUGCAGCUGAACCAUUAUCAGUAUUUGUUUUUGUUGCGUUUGGCGGAAGACGCUUCUGAGAUGGUUACGUUUUUGUCUAUUGACUCCAGCAAAAUUUUAAAAGUUGAAAGUAGCGGCUCUCUGGUUGUCGGUGCUCUGAUUCCACAACUCGAAGUCACUUUCGUUAUGCCAUCUCAGUGUCCCGGGAAAGAGUCCUCUGGUGGCGAUGUCGAGUCUUUCGUUCCGGAUUCUUCAAGUAUUGCCGAUGAUAUUGUGGUCGGUUCAACGGCGACCGUUUGGCAAACAAGUACUCUCUCUAUUACUCAGGAUAAUGUUAAAAAGACCAUGGCGAAUGGGUCUGGUACUCAACUCGAACUGUCCACUAGUUACUCAAUGGAUUUUCCUCAGAGUAGUCCUGAAAUUAAGUCCAUGACGAAGAGUGCGCAACAACCCUUCACGAACAUCAACAUCCAGAAUAAUUUCAAUGCUGGCUUCUCUUCAAUGAAGAAGGGUUUUACGACUUUAAUGUCUUCGUUAGAUAGUGCGUUGAAGCCCAGUCCCGACGAUACCAGUGACACGGCAUCCAUAAGAAGCGAUGCUUCUAGUGAUUCAGAGAACUAUGUUCUGAUUAGUAUGGAGGCAUCCGAUGGCGCCGUUUCUGACCUCAUGUUUAACGUGAAAGAAUUUUCCGCGGAAAACGCGGCCCCCGUAGAAGUAGCCAGUGAGGUGCUGGAGGAUGAAAGCACCAUCACCACGACCAGUGAUCACUCUUUAACCAGCAGUUGUAGACGAAAAGAUUUGAUUUCAGUUUCUACGUUUAAGUUAAACAAGGUGGAAUUUUUGCAACAGUCAAUGGGUUAUUCGUCUUCCAUUAAAAUCCAAGUAGGGAAUAUUAGUAGCGAUGACUGUGUUUCCAUUCCUUGGGAUGAAUUUCAGAGCAAGUUUAGUUCCCGAGCGAGAGCAUGGGCCGACAAUCCCUCAAACAACACAACAUCGCCAAAAGUCAAACUACGACUGGACCACACUUUAACAUUACCAAGCUCGAAAUCAAUGAUGCAGCUAGAUUUUAGAGACCGAGACAACAUGAAGAAGCUCUUCAGAGACCUCCUAACAAUAAAAGUCGCGGAUUUAUAUUUAGAUUUAUCAAUGAGCACAGUGACAGGUUUAGCUGAUUUAGCAGAAGACGAAAUCAUCCCGAUCCCGAUGCCGAUGCAGAUUUCUUUGGAUAACGUUCAGCUACACUUGAACGAAGACCGACCUCCUGUGAACAUAACGUCCCCAGGCCCCAUCCCCAUCGAUUUAAAUGUGACUCAGUUAUAUAUAAACCGGUCCGAAGACGGCGUUUUCAAUAUUCUCCCAAAUAAGCCGAACCAGAUGUCGUCUACAUCGUCGAUUGCUUCAGACCACGACCAAAGCGCUUCAAAGCUAAACCGACAACUGACGUCUGAUAACGAAGAACUGCGGAGACGCUUAGCGGCGUUCGAGAGGGUUUCUGAGGAGAAUCGGUCGCUGCGGAAGUCGGAAGAGGAAACUGCGGUUUUGAGGUCGUGUUUGGCUUCAGCGCAGGACGAAGUGUCGCGACUGCUUGAGGAGAAGAAGAAACUGCUCGAGGAAGUAAAACAGCUGAAGAGCCAAGUUAGUAGUUCCACUAACCGACAGUGGAUCAGUAAAAGAUAGCAAUGCUGUUUUGACUGUACAAACUGCUGCUCGAAUGUUAAAAAGACAUAGUGGUAGUUUAGUCAGUCGCUGUUUAAAGUAGUUGCAGUUUAUAUGUGGAAAGUAGCCAUUUCGCUAUUCUUUAGCGCUUAAUUUUCAAAGUUGUGUAUGGCUUCAUUCAAGUGGAAUGUGAUUGGUGUUUAAUGGCAAAGGAUAUGUAUUCAAACGUGUUUUUGGCACAGUUUGGAUUGCUCCACAUUUGUUUUGAGAGAUAUUAUGUUAAGAAUGCCAUAUUCUGAUCGAUCAGGAUCAUCUACUUGGUGCAAGGAUAAGUGCAAGAGGUUGCAAUAAGUUACGUAAAGUAGAAAACUAAUGGUUGAUAUUUUUGUUCCAAUUAUAGUUAGAUUACGAAAAACUAAUAUUUUUUGCGCUGUGAAGUAUUUUUUGAUACAAUAAUUUGUUGUAUAUUAUUGGUUGGAUAAGUGUAAAUACUUCUAUGUAAAGUUAAAAUUCAGAAAUUUUGUGUAGGUGUAAAUAAAUUUGCUUAGAACGUCAAUGCCAAAGAAUGUUUGAAUAUUAUUAUAAUCUUCACUGAUAUCUUUCUUCCAUCCACUUAAAUUUUAUUAGAAUUGAGACACGAUAAUAGACUGGGUUUUAUUGUUAUUUGAAAUAUUUAGUGACUUUGUUACAUAUGACUUUAUAUUUUAGUAAAUCAUAUAUUUAUUUCUUUCUUGAUGGAGUUGUUUUAGUGAGUACUUAGACCUUUACUUUAUCUA
Messenger RNA from Zophobas morio, 5047 nucleotides. RefSeq lists its product as uncharacterized. Lineage: Eukaryota; Metazoa; Arthropoda; Insecta; Coleoptera; Tenebrionidae. The transcript has 15 exons. The coding region runs from base 183 to 4292 and encodes 1369 amino acids. The record is from RefSeq and is a predicted model, not a curated record.